GUAAACCGUCCUAUGGCACACGCCAUGUUUUAUAGAGUGGGUAGAUAGAUCUGAGCACGAUUAACUAUGGAUCCCCAUAGCAGUGCCCAGGAUGUACACCGAUGUGACCUUUGUGAGACCGCCAUAGUACACAGCUAUUGUGACUUUUGUCAUGUCAACCUAUGCAAGCCCUGCAUUGGAGAUCACAUCUCAGAUGGAUAUCAUAAACAUAUCAUUGUCCCUUUCCAGGAACGAAGAUCAACCCUCAUUUAUCCGAAAUGUGAAACACAUCCACACAAAAUGUGCGAAUUGCAGUGCAAAGAUUGUAAUAACAUUUCGAUUUGUUCCUUUUGUACUGCAUCUGAACAACACAGGGGGCAUAUUUUCGUACAAAUAUCAACUGUGUACAAGGCACAGAAAGAGACUAUUGAAAAGGAUACAGAAGAGUUAGUAAACACUUUAUGUCCUACAUAUGAGGAAAUUGCACGCGACUUGGAAAAUCAGCUUGCCAACCUGGAUGGAGGAUAUGAGAAACUUACAUCAGCUAUGUCCAAACAAGGAGAGCAAUGGCACAGAGAAAUCGACAUCGUUAUCAAAAAAAUGAAAACUGAAAUAAGCGAGAUUAAAGUAAAACACAGAGACAUUUUACAGAAACAUUUGAAUGAAAUAAAACAGAUACAGUCCCUCAUAAAGCAAACGCUAAGUGCCAUAAACGAAAUAGAGAAAUCUACCGAAGUAUCUCCAACCAUUGCAUACAGUUCUAAAAUCAGAGAAUUCAGCAAGCUUCCACCCAAGAUUCAGGUAUCACUGCCAACAUUUAUUCCAAAACCAAUAGACCGUGAAAAGUUGUAUAGUUUGUUUGGACAGAUAACCCCAUUAUCUACUGCAACAGAAGAAAAUGUCUAUUCACUUAUCCAAUCCAAAACUUCAGUCAAAGAAAUACUGGAUGAACCAGAGAUUGUUGCCACAAUACAGACUGGGUAUGAACAACUACGCAGUGUUACCUGUCUAAAUGAUGGUAGUAUAUGGACGAGCGGAAAGACCAAUGAUAUCAAAUGCUUCAACAGUAAAGGGUCACUCCUCCAGACAGUCAAACAAAAAUCAGGUAAAUUUCCUGGUGAUAUAGCUGUAGACAGUAAUGGGGAUCUACUGUAUACUAGUGGGAUAUCAUGGACAGUGUAUAAAGUAAAGAAUGUACAGACUGAAGAGUUGAUCAGAUUACAGGGGUGGAGGCCUUGUAAGCUGUGUGUCACCUCUACUGGUGAUCUCCUGGUUACCAUGUUCAGUGAUGAUAAAACUCAAUCCAAAGUUGUCCGUUACUCGGGAUCUACAGAAAAACAAACCAUUCAAUUUGAUGAUGAAGGUAAACCUCUGUACUCGUGGAAUGAUAAAAUAAAAUACAUCACAGAGAACAGAAACCAUGACAUCUGUGUAGCUGACCGUGAGGCUCGUGCAGUAGUGGUGGUUAAUCAGGACGGGAAACUCAGAUGGAGAUACACCAGUCAUCCCUCAGUUACCAAGAACAAACCAUUUAAACCCUAUGGUAUUACAACAGACAGCCAGAGUCGUAUCCUGACAGCAGACAGUGACAACCAUUGUAUCCACAUUCUGGAUCAGAAUGGACAGUUUCUCUGUUACAUUGAUAACUGUGAUCUGGAGUAUCCAAUUGGUUUAUUUGUGGACAACAAUGACAAUCUGUUUGUGUGUGAAUAUUUCAAAGGUAAUGUUAAGAAAAUCAAAUAUUUGAAAUAGACACUGUCGUUUGUGACAAUGAUAUCAGUUAAAAAUGCUUAAAUUUUUUUAACUAUUCAGUAACAUACAGUACGAGUUUUAUAUCGUGAUACUUACAUAGAAAAAAAUUUGAUCAUGCUUUAUCAAUUAAAUAAAAUGUGGCUGUGGGUUGUGAACUAGUCGUUUCAUUCGGGGAUGAUUUUUACCACUUAAUAAAUUCAACAGUCCUAGGUUGUUUUGAAUUAACAAUAGAUAGGUAUAAAUUUGAUAAAAUGUGUGUUUUAGGUAUUUUUUUGGCAUUUAGAAAAAAUUAUGAGAAAUUUCAUCAAAGGAUAGUGUAAUUAAAAAGGGGUGCAGAC
Messenger RNA from Magallana angulata, 2069 nucleotides. RefSeq lists its product as uncharacterized. Lineage: Eukaryota; Metazoa; Mollusca; Bivalvia; Ostreida; Ostreidae. The record is from RefSeq and is a predicted model, not a curated record. Gene Ontology annotation, molecular function: zinc ion binding; protein binding. The coding region runs from base 67 to 1731 and encodes 554 amino acids. The transcript has 2 exons.